Messenger RNA from Schizosaccharomyces cryophilus OY26, 3594 nucleotides. Its product is annotated as actin interacting protein 3 Bud6. Lineage: Eukaryota; Fungi; Ascomycota; Schizosaccharomycetes; Schizosaccharomycetales; Schizosaccharomycetaceae. The coding region runs from base 1 to 3594 and encodes 1197 amino acids. The transcript has a single exon. The record is from RefSeq and is a predicted model, not a curated record. Gene Ontology annotation, cellular component: cytoplasm; cell tip. Gene Ontology annotation, biological process: establishment of cell polarity. Gene Ontology annotation, molecular function: cytoskeletal regulatory protein binding.
AUGUCUUUUCAAAACAAUGACCAAGAAUUAUCUUCUUCAAGACAGAGAGCGAAUUCCAGAAGCUCAGCGCCGCAACGUCAUCCUUCAGUUACCAGUUCACAAAGGACACCAUCAAUAAUCUCUGCUAGAAACUAUUCUGGCGAUAAGUUCAUGCCAAUAGCUAACUCAAUUGAAGCCUCCGUUACAAAACUACUGGUGAUUACAAAACAGUUGUUAGAAAGCUUAACAAGGUGGAGCAAAGGGCUUGCAGGAGCCGACGAUGUCUCAUCUAUUUAUGUCCGUCUUGUUGCAGAAUUCAACAUUACUAUAAAAAUUUUUAAAGAAGUGGGAAUAGAAAGUUUAGACCUGGAUGAUUUUCCCCUUGAAUUACGUUCUAUUCUUGAAGAAACACUAGCUGAAAAUCCUUCAACGGAUUCCCUUCAAGCUCAUCUUCCACAUGUCCGAGAGAUUAUCAUACAUCUUCUCAAAAGCUUAAAAUAUAAGCAGUCUCUAUAUAAAUCACGAUAUUUGAGACCUCGAAAGGAGUCCCAGGCAAGUCGAGAGUCGACGGAAGAAAAUACUCAAAGGAGAGAAAUUAAUGAGUAUAAUUUCAUUAAUAAAAGCUUAAAUUCUGAAAAAAGCUCUCUAAACCCUCUAGCUUUUUCUGAUACGCCUCAUGCUUUAGACGCUCUUAAGCAAUCAUCCUCUCUUGAACGACGAGCUAGUAAACGCUUUUCUAAGAUGAAUAAAAAUACUCAACAAGGAUUAAAUGAUACUAUUCAGAAAAACGAGGUAACGGUUGAAUCUGUGCGUGAUUUAUUGAACGACUCGCAAGUAGCAGACUACAAGCCCCCGAAUUCUUCAGUCAGUAACCCAACAAUAGAACCUCGUUCUGUAACCUUAGGCCCUUUUUUUGAAGAAACUGGUUGGAACGAUCUCAAUAAAGGUCGAAACCUUAACAGAGGGUCUUCCCGGUCUAAUUCAAUGAAAUUAGAUAGGCAAUCUUUUUCUCCUUCUUACCCUAGUCAACGUAAUUAUAACUCUUAUGAAAUGAAUAAUCUAAAUACCCCCAUUUCGCCGAAAAAGGAUCAACGAUCCCCUCAAAGAUCUAUGACAACCUCUUCUGCAACGAGGUCUUUUUCUUCCGGUAAAACUGCUUCUCCCAACUUUUUACCUUCUGGUACUCCUGUAUUAUUACCGAGAGGCCGUUCAUUCACUUCCCCAAUUCCGAAUGAAGCAUCUACAAGUUUAGGAUCGAGAUUUGAAAAUUCGCAGGAAAUAAGAAGGCCUUCACAAGAAGUGGAAUCUUUUGAGGAAUACAACAAAGUCGAGAAAGAGAGCGACAGAGAUUUACACGAUUUACAACAAAGUAAACGAGUAUCUGAGAAGAGUAAUUUUGAACCGAAUAGAGAAUCAACUCGGGUUCGAGAAAAUAAAGAAACUGAGGAUCAGCUUAAAAUAGGAGACGCUGAGACAAAAGAAUCCAUUUCUUCUGGGUUAAACGCUGAAAUAUCAAUCAAUGAAAUGUAUCAAAGCAAAAAAAACGAUUCACUUGAAGAACUGGAUCGUUUGGUUAGAAACAAUAGUACACUAUUGCCAAAGGAUAAGGACGAAACAACAUCCAAUAAUGAAGAAAAGCACGAUAGUGAUUACACUUCUGGUGAUGAACGGCCGUCCCCAUCUGGCAUUGUUGAACUUGCAGACGAUAACUCGCAAACGCCAAAGGAGGUUCAGAAUUUUGCUAACGUCAAGGAUGAACCUUGGGAUAAGAAAGGGGAAGUUAAGGGAGAGUUUGAACAAGCUCACAGGAAUUUCGUUUAUUUCUUAAAACUAAACAACAGGACCCGUAAAGCGAUUUCUCCUUUUGCAGUUGAUACCCAGGAGAAAUUACAAGCCCUUUUUCAGUCUAAAUUUGAGAAUGAAUUCGAAGAUGUCCCCUUUGAAUUUUACAUUGAAGACUACGAUACUAAAGUGAAUUAUUUAUUAGAAGACUACUCAGACAUGAAGUUUAAAUCAUUAAUUAUUGCUCAGAAACAAUUAAAAGUCCCAGAAGAAUCACCGGUUGACAAUGUUGAAGCUGUAGGCGAAGCCACUCGGCCUUAUGAAAUCUUUUCAAAAGACGAUGGAAUAAAUAAUUCUUCUAUAUUUGAGGAAAUACUUCAACGGCUGAAUGUUAUAGAAAGGAAGUUAGGCAGUGAGCAUAUUACAAAUGCAACAAUCCAGUCUUCCUCUGCUUCCAAAACCGCUAAAAGUGAUAAAGUAGUGACAAAUGCUACGAAUUAUCAACAAGUAAAAAACAUGCAAUUAGAUUUAGCUUCUUUAAAGCAAGUGUUUGCUGCAUCUUUCACGAAAAUUCCGUUACAACUGAAUGAAUUUAGAAAACAGAUGGGUAUAAUUAAUGAGAAGGCCUCUGGAUUUGGAUUUGACCGUGGAUAUAUCUUGAAAAGCAAAGAUACCAUUGAAGCUGUUGCUAAAUCAUUAGUUGAAAGGUUCGAUGACAUUAAUGAUCAAAUUGAGCUCUUGAGGUCUGACGUUUUGCUUCGAAAAGUCCGCCCUGGUUUGGAUCAAAUUUCUUAUUUGGUUAAGGAAAAGGAAUCCAUUGAAAGUAGUAUUCAUGAAUUGCAAAAAGCAAUAGAAGAAGUAACACCGACAUGGAAAAAGCAAUGGGAAAAAGAGUUGAAUGCCAUUGUGCAAGAGCAAGAGUUUUUGGAUAAUCAUACGAACCUUAUAACCGAUUUGAACAAAGAUUUAGACUCGAUUACGACUGUUUUAUCAAAUGUUUCUGCCAUCGCCGAGCUUCAAGCAAAGUCUUCUAUAAAAAGCAAGCCUUUAGCCGUGAAGCCCUCUGCAGGAGACAUGAAAGAAAUUCGUGAAAAGAUUCACAUGGAUGUUUUAAAGUUGAGGCCUGAUAGCGAUGUCAGACUUCAGGCUAUUGAACGUUUUGAAGCCUUCCAACGAAAGAAAGUUCUAUUUCAUGAAGAUGAGUUCGCAAAAGAACUAAAAGAGUUUAUUAAAGAUGAUAAUUUACGAAAUAUUGGUGGUGUUGAAGAAGUUGAACGCCGUCGCUCAGUACAAGAUGAGCAAAAUCGGAAAAUUUUAUGGAAGGACGCCUUUAACAAUACGGAGAAGAUUUCUAUUACCUCCACAGAAGAAGAGAAGCGAAGAGGAAAGGAUGAAAACUCACCUACUGAUGUUCACUUGGGUAUUCUAGAUCCUUCUCAAAUAAACACGGCGUAUAAUUAUGUCUCAAAUGGGUUACAAGAUAAUACAGAAAACAGUGCUGGUGUUGUUUUACCGCCGACCACAACUCUUUCUGGUCCCAAUAACGCUGAAGAGGUAGAUGUAUUAAACGAGAAGGAAAAUGAUCCUUCUCAAAUAGAUAAUGAGCACGAUGGAGUCUCAAGUGAAUUACCGGAAAACGUAGAAAAUAGAAGUGAUGUUGUUUUACCAGCGACUACAACUCUUUCUAAUCCCAAUAACGCUGAAGAGAAAGGUACGUUGAACGAGAAGGAAGAUAUUGCCAGGGUUGGACAUCAUCGCAGAAACGAUACCCUUUCGACAGACGACUACGAAGCGUUUCAGGAUGCUGAAGAUGAGAAUAAUUCGUUAACAUAA